GUUAUCUCAACAGUCUUUCUUCCCUCCUCUUUCUCUCCGUUGCUCCCGCAGGUACGGCAUGGCCUUCGACGCCGCCCGCCGGAAGAACGCCACCAGAGAAACGACGGCGACGCUGAAGGCGUGGCUGAACGAGCACAAGAAGAACCCCUACCCGACCAAGGGGGAGAAGAUCAUGCUGGCUAUCAUUACCAAGAUGACGCUCACCCAGGUGUCGACGUGGUUCGCCAACGCCCGCCGGCGGCUGAAGAAGGAGAACAAGAUGACGUGGGAACCCCGCAACAAGACGGACGACGACGACGACGACGACGACGACAAGGACGAGGACCCUAACCAUGGUGAGAAGGGACAAGAUGUUGAGGUUGGCGGUGAAGGUCGCGGGGUGGAUGACGGGGGGAGUGAGGGGUCGCCGCUGCGGCCCCCAUCCCCCUCCAGUACGACAGGGGGAAGCGAUGGGCCUACUCACGCCCCACCCCCUCCAGCCUCACCCGUCAAGCCACGAAUCUGGUCCCUGGCUGAUAUGGCCUCAUCGUCGUCGUCUCCCACGUCGCCCUCGUCCACCCUGGCGGGAGCGGUGGGGAAGAUGAGCGUCCACCGGCCGCUACACCUGGAGGCCUCCCCGUACGCCCGCCCACUACCCAUGGCUCCCCGCCUCCCCUCGCCGCAGGAGGCACUGCUGCAGGUCUAUGCCAAGUCGCUGGGGCUGGCGCCACACCACGCGCACUCCUUCCCUUCCCUGCCUCCAGGACUCAACGGGCUGGGGUCACACCUCUCUCCCUCAGUGAUGGAAGCCCCGCUUCCCGCCACCCUGGGGGCGCCAACAUACACCACCGCCCCCCUCCAGCCGCCCACCGUCAGCAGACCUGUGGCAACCCGCCCACUGCCGCCCAUAUCGCCCUCUUCCCUGCACCACACGCUCCCCGGGGGUGCCAAGAUCACCCCAGCGCCGCCCCCUGCGCACCGGCCGGAGGGUUAACCUCCGCACGUAUGUGUAGGGUUGCGCCCCCCCACUUCCGGCCCCCCUUCAACUCACUAGAAUAAGUUACCCGUGACCCCGAGGCCUGGUCAAGCUUUAACUGUUUCACAACAUUGACCUGUGGACGAGGACCCGAAAUCUGACAGGUGUGUCCACUUCACGUGCUAGCCAUUUGCCCGUGUUGGCCACUUGCGCGUGCUGGCCACCUGCGUGUGCUGGCCAUUGCACGUUGUGGCCACUUGCACGUUAUGGACCGUACACGUGGCCGACGUACGCUUCAAAGUUAUUACUGCAGUGUGUGUUACAAUGUCGUGUAGUGGAGGUAGGUGUGGAGGUCGCUGGACCACUUCACCUGCCUCAGUGACGCUCCAUAAGUCUGAGAAGGAAAGAACAAGAAAAUUUGUCUUUCCAGACAGAGCAACUACGUACUCAAAACAGAAAAUCUCGUAGCAUAUCAUUUUUAGUGACAAUUCGUAGUAGACACUGUGAGGGUGAUGUGUGUAGUGGGAGGGGGGUCCCGGUGGGGGAGAGACCCAUAUGGGGAAGGGGUGUAGAUAUAUAAGGAAUAGGGGGGUCAAGACAUUGCAACGAGACAUCCUAGUGUCCCGCUGCCUCCAGUGCUAUAAGAAACGACACCAGUGAAAUAUGCAUCAAAAGUUCGUCCGGCGAAAUGUCCUUUCAAGUAUAUCACGGCGGUACUGUCGCAUUUACCAGGCUUAACACCACAGGCUGUGUUCUAAAGUAUGGUGAACGCAUUUACGCCGGGCAUGGCCAGUUCUCCCCCACCUUGGCUGUCACCCGCUAGCCCCCACACACACAUCCGCCACCCAAUAUACUCCAUAAAUCUACUUAUAUCUGCCAAAGUUACAACAUACACUCCCAUGUCUCUCCUAGUGUUUCCGCCGUGUCAUCCGUUCAUUACAUAUACGAGUAUUUUCACCCCCCAAAAACAUCGUUCUUCGUUGAGUUCUUUGUAUGAGUAAAAGUCAGUGAUCUAUACUCUACAGUGUAGCACAGAGAAGAAGGCUGUGUAGAGUGGGAAACGAUUUCUUUUACCGUUUUGCGAUCUUUUAAAUGUGGAAAAAGAGAAUGAAAAUGUGUUCUAAUAAUAUUUAACAGUAAUAAUAACAAUAAUUAUACUAAUAAUUUGAGAGCUUACGGUAGUUGUAUAUCGUGUGUUUCAAGGCUACUUUUAUAUGUGGUCAUAGGCAGCAACUAAAAGUAUUCGUGGUAAACUUGUCACAAUAUAUAAUAAUCAGAGCUGUUAUGAGCAACUUGUUUGUAAUUGUCAUAUUAACCACGUUGUUUAUACAGCAACAACGUGACAACAACGACCAUAUUAUAUGUUGUUAAUAUAUAUAAAUAAUAUACACUGCAGAUUACCACCAUGAUGAAACACACACUGUCGUUUACCACCGUGUUCAACACAUUGUAAUCUAUCACCAUGUUGAACACACUGAAGUUUAAUACCAUGUUGAACACGCUACAAUUGCCACACUGUUGAAUACAUUAUUGUCUACCAUAAUGUUGAACACUCUGCAGUUUCCUCACACAAAGAAAAAAAUCAUGGACAUCAGGAGUUACAUAUUUACCUCAGAAUGUUUUAUUUGUAUUGUAAAUGUUAUGUUAAUAUCAAAUUAUUGUUUAGGAUUAUAAGUCAUGUCUCAUUACGGCUGGAAGUAAUUGUUUCUGUCCAAUUAUGGCGACAAAUUAUACCAAUUGUGGUCUUAGCAUUAUGUUAAAUUAUUAAUGCCAUGAUAUUAAAAAUUAACACCAAUACAUAUUAUGAUAGUUUCCAAGGGAUAUUGUAAUAGUUUAUGUUGAUCUUAAAUAUUCUAUACGACACAGCGAUGGUGAACACUAUCCUCAGAUUCAUUGAUGAAUAAAUUGCACUUCACAGUGUUAAAUUUUGUGAUGGCGUCGUAAUACAGGUAAUGGAGUGUAGGGAACCGCUGAGACUAGUCUCAACACUCACCACUUUGUAUAAAGACUGUUGACGUUGUGAGUUUCAGAUUGGUUGGAGGGUAUUAGGCUUGCUGUAGCCUCAGGUCUAGCGUAUGGUGUGAAUGGCGUGUUCUGAUUGUUCCUUGUUAACUCUAUGCCUGAUCAUUCAUUUCUCAGCUAUCAACUCUCAUUUCAACACAAACUACCCUACCCUGCCCAAGAUUAGUGAUCUAAUCUAAAAUAACAUUUUAAAAUUCAACCUUCAUAAUUUUACUUGAAGUAUCUAUUCAAAUAGGUUUCUCGUAGACCUCGUCUAAACAGCCUACCCUGAAUGACUUCACCCACGGUGUCUAUUCUAAACAAACCUUAAUGAGGAACACAAACGAACCCCCCAUAGUAACAAGCCAUUCUCGUGUGCGUGCGCACCUUGCGCGUUGACCGUCGGGCACCGUAAUGUGCACGAGAAAGAGCCGUUGUUGUACAUACUCAUAGCUUAGAGAAUCUUCGGGUGUGCGUGUGUACGCUGUGCUUAACUUCUACCUGGGUUGUUAGGAGCCUAACAUCUACCUGGGUUGUUAGGAGCCUAACAUCUACCUGGGUUAUUAGGAGCCUAACAUCUACCUGGGUUAUUAGGAGCCUAACGUCUACCUCGGUUGUUAGGAGCCUAACAUCUACCUCGGUUCUUAGGAGCCUAACAUCUACCUGGGUUAUUAGGAGCCUAACAUCUACCUGGGUUAUUAAGAGCCUAACAUCUACCUGGGUUAUUAAGAGCCUAAUAUCUACCUGGGUUAUUAAGAGCCUAAUAUCUACCUGGGUUAUUAGUAGCCUAAUAUCUACCUGGGUUAUUAGGCGCCUAACAUCUACCUGGGUUAUUAGGAGUCUAACAUCUACCUGGGUUAUCAGGAGCCUAACUUCUACCUUGGUUAUCAAAAUUCUAAUUGGGUUAUCAGGCGCUUAACUUUUAAUUAGGAUAUCAAGAGCCUAGCUACUAUCUGGGUUAAAAGGAGUCUUAACUUGUAUCUGGUUUAUCAGGAGUUUAACUUGUACUUGAGUUAUCAGGAGCGUAACUAUUAUCUGAGUCAUCAGUAGUCUAACUUCUAGCUGGGAUAUCAGGGGCCUAACUACUCUCCGGGGUAUCAGAAGCCUAACAAUAUUCCUUUGGUAUUGUAAUAAAUACUUUGUUUCAUGUAAUAAAUACUUUUGUUGUUUUGGAAAAUUAAAUAGAGUUAUCC
Procambarus clarkii (red swamp crayfish) is the source of this 4149-nucleotide messenger RNA. The record is from RefSeq and is a predicted model, not a curated record. NCBI's taxonomy places the organism in Eukaryota, Metazoa, Arthropoda, Malacostraca, Decapoda, Cambaridae.